CACAGCAGCGAGCAGCAAUCGUCAAUAACGGCAACAAUAAUAAAAAGAGCAACAACAAUAGGCAGAGCUUAUCAGGUGCCAAAGAGUAAUUUGUGAUACCUGUGUUACUUGUCCGCAGUGUAUUGGCGCAACGAGCUUAAGUGGUGUUAAUUUUUAUUAAUUAUUAUCGUAUUUAUUGCCGAACGAAAGUGAAGUACGAAUUACUUCAAGUGCCUUGCCAUUAACAACGUUAACAAUAAUAAAUUACAACAAUAGCAAUCAUAAAAAAAGAAUUGCAAUGCAGUCCAGUUUGCAAUACUUGCAGCUUAUUGAUAAUAAUUUUUAAGUUUCUACAUUCGUGUGUGUGUGUGUGUAUUUGUGUGUGUAGCGAUAGAGCAAUUGCGUGAUUUACAAACCAUUAACGCUAUCAACAACACAUUAGACAAAUUGCUAAAUUAACUGCUCAGCUAGAAGGAAAGCGGCGAGCACGAAACUUUUAGGAAAUACUCAUAUAUUAUCCAAAAAGAACACUUACGAGCAUAUAUCAAACUAAACGGCACACUCGCCACGCUCAAUCCGCUCGCUGGCUGCUGAUAAGCUACACAUGGAAUAGACUUGACUCAAUCGUUGUGUGUUUAUGGCAACCUUUGUGUUCAAGUGCUUGGAUCUGAUUAAAAUACCACAUGCAUUAUCCAAAUCAAACAUGUUAAGGCUUUAAAUGCACUUACCGCUGACCAGACCCAGACAAUAUGAAUUCGUAUUUCGAUUCCGGCAUUGAAUAUAAUGGUUCGCAACCCUUUCGCAACAAUUUCGAGCAAUUUCGCCCACAGCACAAUGAAAAGAGCUGGGAAUGGAGUUAUCUAGUGCUCAAGUGCCGCAAUCUGGAGCUGGAGGAGUCCUAUGAUCUGUAUAUGCGUCGUCUGCGCGUUGGCUAUCUGUCCAUAUUUGUAUUCAUUGAGCUGCUGGUAACCAUCACUCAUGCCUUGCUGCUGCUCACCAGCUCAGAUCUGACCUUUGUCUACAUAGAUAUGUGCGCCUAUGUGGGCUCUGGUCUGCUCAUUUGGCUGAUACUCUCCAUCAAUUUUCACAGCGAUCUUAUAAGCAAACACAUUUGGAUAGUUUAUGCAUCCACCUGGCUGGCCGUGUCCGUUAUGGUGCUAAUGGACAUUGGCUUAAAUAUCUACCAUGCCACCAGCAAUAAUGAUAUUCUGAAUCCCAUCUACGAUGCUUAUAUAUUGUAUGCCAUAUAUAUGUUUAUGCCCAUACCUUAUAUACUGCAGCCGUUUAUCCUGGGCAGCGCUGUCACUAUUUGCUAUAUCAUUAACUAUAGCUUGGUCAUUACGUAUAAGGAAACGAACCAGAAUCAAAAUCAAAUGCACAGCAUUUUCAUUGAAGCCAUCUACCUGAGCUGCGUCAACUGUCUGGGCAUAUUCUUUCGUCUAAUGCGGGAUAUAGCGCUGCGCACUACUUUCUUGGAUCGCCGGCAGUAUGUGGAGGAGAAUCUUUUGCUGCGCUAUGCCAGAGAUCAGGAGCGCAGUUUACUGCUAAGCAUUUUGCCCGCACAGAUUGCAGAUCGCUUGCAGGAGGAUGUUAGGAAUCGCAUCGAGCGCUCCAAGCAGCAACAGCAGCAGCAGCAACAGCGCAGAAGUAUGCACAGACGCGUGUCCAACAAUAGUCAGGCCCUAAAGCGUUGGCGUCAACCGGAUCAUGGCACGCUCUUCAUUGAACCACACAAGGAUGUCACAGUGCUCUAUGCGGAUGUGGUCAACUAUACGUAUCUAACCACCACGCUGGAUGUCAAGAAGCUUGUGGAGGCCUUGCAUGAUCUCUUUGUGCGCUUCGACAUUGCCAGCGAGGAGUAUAAUGUGAUGAGAAUCAAGUUCUUGGGCGAUUGCUACUACUGCGUUGCGGGCUUGGCUAGUCCUAAUGAGGAUCAUGCCAAGUGCUGCGUGGACUUGGGACUGCGCAUGAUCAAGGAUAUACGUGAUGUGAGAGAGAAGCGUCAUUUGAACAUUGACAUGCGCAUAGGUGUUCACUCCGGAGAUGUGUUGUCCGGCGUUAUAGGCGCAGCCAAGUGGCAAUUUGAUAUUUGGUCUAAGGAUGUGGAUAUAGCGAAUCGUUUGGAGGCCACUGGCGCCACUGGACGCGUGCAUGUGAGUCAGCAAACGUUGCGACUGCUCGAUGGUGAAUACUUCUUUGAGGAUGGCACGGAGAAGGCGCGUGAGGAUCCUGUGCUGCAGAAACAUGAGAUACGCACGUUUCUAAUCAAAUCGCUGCGCGCUCCUAUGCAUGAUCCGAGACGCGUGCAGCGCGAAAGGCAGGCCAAGAAGCUAAGCGAGGCAAGCAAGGCCAUGUUCAUGCACAACUCAACGUUGCAGCAAUACAAUCAGGUGCGCAAUCAGGCCAAGCUGGAAAUGUGCCGCGAGCUGGACAAGAUGCCCAUAGGACGCAUACAAAUAACAAAAGUCUGUCGGCGUUCCACGAAUCCAACGCAAGAUGAGAUUGAAGAGGAAACCUUUAGACGCAACAUAAGCUCCUUCUGUUUGCUCUUUCGCGUACGCAAUUGGGAACUGCAAUAUAUACGCGAGCCCGAUGUUAUGUUCAAGUAUAGCAUAGCGCUGACCUGGUUUAUCUACUGCUGUUUACUCAGCAUACAAUUGCUAAGCAAGGACGCCGAAUACCAUUACUGGGUUAUAGAUGCGGUUACCAUAGCGCUAUUCACCAGCUUGUUGAUCGUUAGUUGGUUCAAAAAACUUUGGAUAAUGUAUGUCUCGGAUACGGAAACAUCGCAGCCGCAGUGGAAAAUUAGCAUACUGCUCUAUAGACUUUCUGACCAUAUGCAAAGGAGCAUUGUACUACGAUUUGUCAUCUAUUUACUGGUUAUAGCUUCUUAUUGUGUGGUUGCUACUAUGCAAGUGGCGGAUUGUGGAGACGUUGACGAUAUUGAGCUGCAACCCGUGCAGAGCAUAGAGAAGCGCAUGCAGUGCUUUCAUCCUUGGAUUCUCACCAACUGCAUGACCUUGGUCAUAGGCACUUCCUUUCUUUUCACACGCAUUCCCUUUAUUGUCAAAACCACUGUCGCCGCCUUAAUAUCCUUAACCUAUGCAGUACUGGUGAUAUUUGAAUUCAACUAUAUAUUCGCCAACAGUCCCUCAACUAAUGUCAAUCUGAAUGCUGAAUAUUCGCAUAUACUGCUUAUCUUCACCACGCUGGGCAUAUUCCAUUUAAUGGAACGACAAACAGAGUUUAUAGCCAAAGUGGAUUACAACAUUUUGACAGCUGGAAGCGUCAGCUGCUGCAGAAACAGGAUGAUGCGCUCAUCACGAAUGAUACCAUCAAAGUGCUGCUCACUAACAUAUUGCCAUGCCAUGUGGCGGACUUUUAUUUAUCCAAUCAGAUUGUAAAUGAGCUUUACUACGAGGAGUAUCAUAAUGUGGCAGUUAUGUUUGCCUCCAUAAAGAAUUUCGACACGGACAAAAUAGGACUAAGGGUGCUCAAUGAGA
Molecule: messenger RNA, 3482 nt
Organism: Drosophila busckii
Lineage: Eukaryota; Metazoa; Arthropoda; Insecta; Diptera; Drosophilidae
Product: adenylyl cyclase X E
Exons: 13
Coding region: 729-3383 (884 amino acids)
Biological process (GO): intracellular signal transduction; cAMP biosynthetic process; adenylate cyclase-activating G protein-coupled receptor signaling pathway
Molecular function (GO): adenylate cyclase activity
Source: RefSeq, a predicted model, not a curated record